GCGGCGGAAGUGAAGCGCGUAGUAAACAUGGCUGACAGUGGAGUGACAGAUGAUGACAAGAAGGAGGCUCUUAUCGAACGUGUUAAGAAUGAAGGCAAAGAGUUGACUAAAGAAGAGAAGCAGAGGCUGAGAAAGGAGAAGAAGAACCAGAAGAAAAACAAAGAGAAGAAGGAUGGAAAGGAAGAGGAUAAGGGAAAGACGACAACCAGUGUUGCUGUCUCGCAACCAGGUUCCCAAAAUGCUCCCCCAGCAGUGCCUGCCUCUGCAACACUCCCAGUGCCUGCACCAGAAGCUCCUGCUGCCACAGAGAAACCAGCCAAGAGCAAAGCAGAGCUGAAAGCAGAGAGGAGAGCGCGACAAGAGGCUGAGCGAGCUUCCAAACAAGCUGCUGUGAGCAAACCCAAAGCAGUGACCAGCGAGCUGCAGCCAGUCGUGAAACGUCUCCCGGAACACAUCCAGGCAGACAACCCAGAUGUUUUAAAGAAGGUGGCCAAGAAGCUGGAAAGACAGCAGAUCCCGUUACGAGCUGACUACGGCUACAAGGUCAGCCUGGUGUCUCACCUUCACCAGUACAGUCGGAAAGCUCCUUUAACACAACAAGUCAGCAUUCCCUCCUCAGUCAUCCAUCCUGCUAUUGUGCGACUGGGUCUACAGUAUUCUCAGGGCAUCGUUGCAGGGUCCAACGCCCGCUCUGUGGCUCUACUGCAUGCCUUCCAACAGGUAAUAAGGGACUACACGACUCCACCAAAUGAAGAACUGUCCAGAGACCUGGUAAACAAGCUAAAACCUUAUAUCAGCUUUUUGAACCAGUGUCGCCCUCUGUCUGCUAGCAUGGGUAAUGCUAUCAAGUACAUCAAGAAGGAGAUCUCCAAUAUUCCCUCUCAGUCCAAAGAAGACGAGGCCAAGAGCAAACUGCUGGGCUGCAUUGAGUGCUACAUUAAUGAGAAGAUCGUCCUAGCUGCAAAAGCUAUAGCCAAGUACUCCAUCGAGAAGAUCAGUGAUGGAGACGUCAUCCUGGUUUAUGGAUGCUCAUCACUGGUCAACCACAUCCUCUGUGAGGCCUUCGAGAAAAGCAGGAAGUUCCGAGUGAUAGUCGUUGACAGUCGGCCGCGUUUGGAAGGCAGAGAGACCUUGAGGCGCCUUGUCCAGAGAGGCAUCAGCUGCACCUACGUCCUCAUCUCAGCUGUGUCCUACAUCCUUCCAGAGGUGUCCAAGGUGUUCUUGGGCGCUCACGCCUUGCUGGCCAACGGUUACGUGAUGUCACGUGUGGGGACGUCUCAGAUCGCUCUGGUGGCCAAAGCUUUCAACGUGCCUGUACUCGUCUGCUGUGAGACGUAUAAGUUCUGUGAUCGGGUGCAGACGGACUCCUUUGUCUCCAAUGAACUUGAUGACCCCGACGAUCUGAUCGUGACCCGCAAAGGGAAGACGCAGCUGCAGCAAUGGCAGGCUGUGCCCAAACUGGGUCUCCUCAACCUGGUAUACGAUGUGACGCCGCCUGACUUUGUGGACCUAGUCAUCACCGAUCUUGGAAUGAUCCCGUGCACGUCGGUGCCGGUGGUGCUCCGGGUGAAGAACAUUGACCAGUGAGCAUGAGGGGUGCAAAGAAGGCGGUGCUUUUAGCAUGCAAAUAAAUCUUAUCAUCCCAAAUAUACCCACUUCAUUGUGCGUGUC
Synchiropus splendidus (mandarinfish) is the source of this 1671-nucleotide messenger RNA. It is a transcript of the gene eif2b4, whose product is annotated as eukaryotic translation initiation factor 2B, subunit 4 delta. NCBI's taxonomy places the organism in Eukaryota, Metazoa, Chordata, Actinopteri, Syngnathiformes, Callionymidae. The record is from RefSeq and is a predicted model, not a curated record. The transcript is spliced from 13 exons. Bases 28 to 1587 code for a protein of 519 amino acids.